AAUAUGUACACAGUAGGGAUUUUAAAAACAACAAUACAAAAUUGUCGGAAAUUUAUUUAAAUUGAACUGAUCUAUAUGCAAGACUUGAUGGAUGAUAAAAGACAUUUGUUUUUAUAUUAAAUAACAAUAUAAUAAUCAAUAAAAGCAAAGUUGGUCAAUGUAAAAUGACAUCGUCGGAAGUAACAUCAUGUUACAUAAAAAAAUUAAAUCACCCUCUGAAGGAGAUAAGAGAGCGAGCUUUACAAGUUUUAAUAGCUAAAAUGAGAUUAGGAUGGGAAUUUGAGGACGAAUUAUCUGGUACGAGAGAAUUGUUGGAAGCGCUUUUGGUAUGGUUUCAGUCUAACAAACCCUCCCUACAGAAAGAAGCGUUAGAGUUAUUACUUCUCACUAUCAAAACAAAAGCUGGAACGUAUAUUGCUAAAGAGCUUGGAAUUAAGAAUCUUAUAUCAAAUCUGAAUAAUAUAAAAAGUAAAAUAGAUUCUAGAGCAAUGGAAAUAUUUGAAGAUAUCUUAGAGACAUUAAGAUUUCUGAAUACUAUUGAUUCAGAAGUAAAUUGCAUACCUUCUCUCAGGUUAAUCUCUAAAAGCUCUGAAAGCAAUUAUCAAGGCAGUGAUUACUAUAAUGGAGGUUUAACUAAAGAAUCAUCUGCAGAGACUUCCAUAUCAGAUCUUGAUAAAGAAUUUCAUCCAAAAAAUGAUGUUUCUAACUUAAAUGGUAUAAAUCUGCUACUUUUUCCUUGGAUUGAACUUAAUCCAUCGGAUUUGAAAACAAUGUUGCUAAUUGAAGAUUCUCUUAAAGUUUUGAAGUCAACCAGAAGAUGCUGCAGAUUUAUAAGAAAUGUUUUCUUAUGUGAUUUUCCACCUGAAAUAUUUUUGAACAGACCAGCUAUUGUAAAGGCCUUAUUGGGUAUAGCUGAUGGGACAAUCAGUGGUAACUCUGGGGAAGCUUUAAAAGUAUUAUUGUGUAUAACAGAGAGUCUGCAUAUGAGAUAUUUAAAAUUAUUUUCAUUGGAUUUGGUAUCCAAGCCCCAUAAGGUUCCACAGGACCACAGAGAGUCUGAUGACAAUGUAAACAUUGAAUUGGCCCAAUUUUCUAAUGGUAAUUUUGAUAUUCAUCAAAACAACACUUUGGUCGCGUUAAGACAACUACCAGCACCUAUAUUUGCAUUGGAGACUCUAAACACUGUUUUGUCAAUGAUGGCCAGAAGCAGUCUCUAUGGUGACAAUGAAAAAGAUGUUCUAUUUAUGAGAGAGCUCAACAUAUGUAUUUCUUUAAUAGAAAGUCUUAUUGAAUUAUUGUUAGAUUGUGUCAACAAUCACUUCUGGUCAAUGGAACACUCUUCUAAAACUCAUAGAGAUAUUGCUCAUAAGGCUUCUGGAGUGAUGCGGAUGUUGGGUGACCUGUUAUCACAAUAUAGAAAGUGUUUUUUGGAAAACACAAAUCUUAUACACUAUAGAUCUACAUAUCUUCGUUUAGUGCCUUGUGGUGAAAUGUUAUUGAGUUGGUCGAAAAAAUCCGCCCUACCACCCUCUUCAUUGACAGCAGCCAUGCAAGUUGCACAAAUUGACCCCGCCAUUGAGUUGUUGUAUGAGGGCCUUAGCAAAAGAAUAGAAUGUGUUCUACUUGCUAUCAAAUCGCCAGUGGAUCAGGAAUUUAAAAAUAAACUAAGAGAGCUUAAUAAAUUAUUCUUGAGUAUGGAUAAUGCGGUUAAAUUUAUUAGAAUGUCAAAGUACAGCCAACCACCCAAGGAGAUCUUCGCAUGUUUAAAAAACGCCUUAUCUGUUUUACAUUUAAAUAUGAAUGAAAAUUUUCUGAACGAUGCUGCCGUAAUUCUUUUGAAGAAGUCUAAAGAUAUGGAUUUAGUUGACAGUGAUUGGGAUUUGUUGAGAAAUAUUUUACUGUCACUAAUAGCUCAUGGUCUACCGUGGGUCCAAGUAUACUUCUAUAAAAUGCUGUCUAAGAUGGUAAAAUCUAUAUUGUUGGAUGAAAAUGUCAAUGAGGGAGAAUACGAGAAAGCUCUGACGUUGGUAUGUGAUGUUGGCAUUCUGACAGAAAUAUGUUGUCAUGGCUUAUCUUCAACUAAUAAAGAGGUGGAGACUUGUGCUACAGAAAUAAUAUUAUAUCUCUUGAGAGGGAGGAUGGUUUUAAGCGACAGCUGUUGGUGGCGUCUUCUUGCAAGCUUGAUGCCGGUGUUGCCUUUAUUACAAGUGUAUGCUGCUCACGAUACAGAAUUAGGUUUAGCAAUCUGUAAGUCGUUAGAAGAGGAAAUAGUGUCCAUGAUGGGCGUGUCCAAGCCUGAGAGGUGUGCGGGGCUGGUGCGACUUGUGUUUAGUCGCUGCCCUUCCGUCACUAUGGACGCUGCUCAUCAAUUGUGUCAGCUAAUGAGUGCAGACGACGACAAAUAUUUGCCACCUCGAGAGACACUGCGUCCAGAUAUUCUCCUCAAUGCUUUAAGACGAAUUGAACCCCAAGAUUUUAACAUCGAUCAAACCAGCUCCCCCUCGAAAACUACACAGACAUCGGGCCUUAUUCAAAUACUGGAUGUUCUAAAACAAGAUCUUAUUCUGGAUACAGACUACGUCCCUCGGAUUCCCUCGGGUCAGCCCAUAUUGGAGCCCUCUUUACGCAGAAGUACCUUACAGCAGCUGGCUCUCUUGAUGAGGCAGCAGAGUUUACAUGAAACUUUUAUAGAAUUCGAUGGCCUUAAAUUAAUUGUGUCUUUACUUAGGUUGUCGCUGAUGGUUGAUGAUUACCUCUUGUUCCCCGAGUGCGCCAUCAGCUGUGUAUCGGUACUGAACAGCGUGUGUUUCAUGAGCAGACACGCCCUGACCAAGAUGGCGGAUCUACCACUACUGCUGUUACGAGUAAUCCUGGUGUUUCCAGCCAACGAGAACUGUGUUUUGAUGUCAGCGCAGGUACUAGCGCUCGUUGUCUGGGCGGGUUUCGCUCUCCAAGAACUAGAUGCGAAUAGAAAUAGAAUACCAUCACUUCCAUACAACGUGACCGAGAGAACCAAUCUGCCGUUCACUGUGACUAACUAUUGGAAGACCAGCCCGAAUACUGAUCAUUCGUCCGUUGAAUGGCUCCUGAGUGAUGAAUCGUUUCGGAGUGCUGUCAGUGUUAGGUGGUGGUGGGUUUGUGGCGGUAACAAGUUGAAGACGGCUUCGUUUGCCCCCCUCCCCUCCAUCUCCACCCCCUCCCCAAGCUCCCGAGAUCUUGCAGCCCUCACAUCCGCCAGUUUACAAAAUAUCUUGUCUAAGUUACUCCUUCAGCUGGAAAAUGCUACCAGCCACGACCAAGUCCACGAGGUUUUGGUUCUAUUGGAGAGCUACAUAAACCUGGUACCUCUGGCUGGUGUUAUCAAGCUGGGUGACCUGCCGUGGCUUCGCACGCGGCGUUUCCUAAGCGCGCCGCCCGCCUCGUCCGGGGAUGUAGCUUUAUUGAUGGAGUUACUGCAAUUUGUUAUCACCUAUAUGGACAAUGUCCCUGACGGAGAUGGUGCCAAGUCAUGGAUUAAGUCUUCAUUUAUUGGGGAUGACGCGGUCAUCAUAUCAUUGCUGAGUAAAGACCGUCUCUACCCUCAGCAGAGCACACAGGAAGAUAUAGAAGUGACACAGUUAAGAAUCUAUAUAGUGAAAGUUUUGGUUAGAUGUGUCGUAAUGUUGGAGGGACGAGAAGAUUACAGCUGCGGCAGGAUGGAAAGUCUGUUGAAGAUUCUGUUGUCUUGCUUGGAGAGAAUUGAUCUCAAGGAUUUUCAUAUGUUAGGAUAUCUCAACGAGUUGAUGCGUUGUGUGAGGUACUUGUCGUAUUCCCGGUAUUGCAAGUUAUCUGAGGAUAGUGUCAUGAUGUGUCUGAGGGUUGUCACUGGAGUUCUGGGAGGUUGUGCUUCGGGGGGAGGGCGGAAGGGUCAGGCUUGCAGGUUGGACGCCCUUCUCACAUUAAUGGCCCUAUCGACACAGAUACGUGAUAAAUCUAUACCUGUGCAGAGAUGGUGCGAGUACUACAAUAGCGGAGUGAUAACGGCGCUGGUGAAGUGCGUGUCAGCUGAUCGUGUAGAGGUGCGAGCGAGCGCGCUACAUCUGCUGGCAUCCCUGUCGCACCACACUCAGCUGGUGCCGCAGCUAUUGCAGGGUAUUCCAAAUCAGUCAUUGGCUGAUUUGGCGAUCGAGGUGUUCAAUGUCGAGGGUGAGGCGAACCUAGUCCGAGCGGCCGCAGCUGCAGUAUUGACGGCUGUCAGUGCUAGAACAUCGAGUCACUCACAGGUUACAGACAUCGAGGUACUCCAAGCCAUCAACCAAGGAGACUUCAUAGAAGACUGUCUCAAUAUAUUCGUAGAGUUCUCCAACAAUAAGCAUUACGAAUACAAUAUAGAACCGAAUAUCCCACUAUCCGUCCUAGACCGUGGUUCAGAACUAGAAGUACGUGCACAGAAGAGCGAGUUCAAUUUGUCUCCAACAUUAGCGUACACACGGCCACCGCCGACAGCCAACCUGGUGGCGGCAGUCGCUGACGUCAUCAAUAAUAUCACAUUAUACAAGAGAGCCCCUGUGCAGCUUUGGAAUGAAAAGGGAUUGUACAGAGUUUUGUUUAGGUGUAUAUCUCAGCCUAACGUCUCACAGCGCUCCUUCGUACACACGGCCGUCUGUCGAGCGCUCGCUGCGUCCUCUACACAUAAAUGCGUGAGGGUCGCGCUCGCCAAUACAAAAGACUGUGUGUAUCACUUGCUACAAACACUCACUCCUAUUGAGUCAGUGUGUGAUGCGGAAGACUUAUCUGCUCGCACGCAAGCCAUGCUCUUGUUGGCGUCUUUACUGUCCGAGCAAUCGAGCUUCGAAGCUGUGUGCGAACUUAAAGACAAAUCUGCACUAUUUGUUUUAUUGUUACAAGCAUUGGAGAGCGAUAACAGUGAAUGGCAAGAAGCUGCGAUACAUUGUCUGAGUCGUCUCUCUCGUUCCAUAGUACGAGUUAAGAAGAGAGACCAAAAAAUCGUAACAUUCUUGGAUGAAUUAAAGUCACCAUAUCAAUAUGGCAGAGAUGUUCGUUGUUCUGGAGACAGUGGGUAUUGUCAGCCUGACCAUAUGGUUGAAGAGAUCUGUAAAAUCCUAGUUGAUAUGUUCAGGAAACGAAUCGAAGAUAAGAAAUAUUUACACGGUCAAGAUCCUAGUUGGGUUCUCAUAGCGUCCUGCCUCAGUUCUCUGCUAUGUUCGAGUGUUCGCGCCCGUUCCUUCGUGGUCCAUCGACAGCUUUUCCGCGAUAUAUCUGGUGUACUUCACACCAUGAGAGACCACCUCACACUGAUGGGGAAACCCAUAGAUGUUAUACGGAACGCUAACCAUGAGCCGACCUUGAACACACUGAACUGGGUUCUCAUCCUAGCGAGCAGCAUGAUGGUGGAUAAUCCCCCAGCCAAGGACCGUCUGUCGGAAGACAUAGCCACCUCCCUGACGCGGCUGUGGCCCUGGUGUAUGAUGACGGAGGAGUUACGAAACAGUGUCAUGCAAUUUCUUUUGAUAUUCACCAAUGAUUGCCCUAAAGCGUGGUCGAGUAUGGUGAGCUGUGUCGGUGGUCGCAGUGUGCUGUGUGAGGUGUGUUCGUUAGUGUGUCGCGAGGCGGCUCGUCCACGACCCACGCGCGCACUGGCUGCCGGCUUGAGGGUCUUGACGCACUGUGUGCCGCAUCAUCACUGUAGAGCUGUCAUUCUUAAGAGUGACGUGUUAUCCGUGUGGUGCAAGCUCCGCGGGAGGUGUCCGUCCUCGCUGUCGUGCUGGUGGUCGCUGUGUGCGAAUGUUUGUCGUCACCCGGACGGAGCGGCCGCGGUGUUAGGUUCGAUACAGGCGAAGCCAGCGCCAGCCGCGUUACUGCCGGCCCUCGCUAACGCUGCACAUCACUGCAGACAUGCGUUCUUGCAGUCGUCGGACCUAUUGGAGUUGUUGUCUAGCUGCCUGCUGACAGGAGACACGGCCGAGAUUGUGUCGUCAGCACGAGCGGUGUGGGCGUUGGCUGCUAACAACCAUAGGGCUAAGCUGGUACUCCGUAGUGCAGGGCUCCAAACAGCAGUACAAACUACUUUGCAGCGUUUGCAAAAAAACAAAGAUGUCGCCACUCAACGAGCUGUCGAGUUACUGACCUACACCAACACCGUACUUCAAGCUAUAUGACAUUUAAUAAAAAAAUAUUUAUAUUAUACUUAUUGUUGUUUAAUAUAUAUAUGUAUAUUUUUAUGUA
Molecule: messenger RNA, 6225 nt
Organism: Danaus plexippus (monarch butterfly)
Lineage: Eukaryota; Metazoa; Arthropoda; Insecta; Lepidoptera; Nymphalidae
Product: rotatin-like
Exons: 33
Coding region: 165-6158 (1997 amino acids)
Biological process (GO): centriole-centriole cohesion; centriole replication; ciliary basal body organization
Cellular component (GO): centriole; ciliary basal body; centrosome
Source: RefSeq, a predicted model, not a curated record